Messenger RNA from Lasiodiplodia theobromae, 2565 nucleotides. RefSeq lists its product as uncharacterized. The transcript has a single exon. The record is from RefSeq and is a predicted model, not a curated record. NCBI's taxonomy places the organism in Eukaryota, Fungi, Ascomycota, Dothideomycetes, Botryosphaeriales, Botryosphaeriaceae. Bases 1 to 2565 code for a protein of 854 amino acids.
AUGGAUAACGUUCCAGCCUCACUGCGCGCAGGCUCUCCUGCGACCGAAGGUUACAGCCCAUUUUCGGACCGCAAUGCCAUUUAUGAAGAAGAGACACCACCACAUCAAGAGUCGCCGGCUAGCGAUUACCCUCAACGCCCUUCCUUGAUCUCAACCCGCCGUGAUUCCCGUCAGCGAUAUUCUUAUGCCUCAUCCAUAUCUUCUCCGGAGAAGACGUCGUUCGCCGUUUCGGAUGUCCCGUCGCCCCCAACAUUUUCCGCAUCCACCGCCUAUGAUUCUGCGCCAGCUUCUUUCAUCCAAUCCAGCCCUGCACCAGCGCGUCAGCCCAGCUUGUUCAGCAAGCUCGGUUCACUCAAAGCUUUACGAGGAUCGCGACGCUCAAGGUACGGCAGGUUGGAAGAUGAGGAUGGCAACGGAAGCGCGGACCUGGGAAGGGCCAGACUGACGGAUGUUGACGAAGGACGCGACGCUGAUAGUAUUGGUUUCGACAUAAGCGCGUUUGAAGGUCCGAUUCCACUUCGGAAAAUGUCUGAGGGUGAAGAGUUCGACAAGUCAGAACAGGAGACAAGAGGAGCUUAUACGAGCUUGGGUGCUGAAAGCCAGAAAUCGGAGAUUGGGCACAGGCUUGGUGCCAUGGGAAGCGGCAUGCACAGAGUCCGAGACGCUUCUGAGCCUGUCCGUCAGGCAACAAUCAAGAGAGGAAAGACGUCAGCCAGUGCUCAACGCAAAGAAGCUCAAAAGGCAGCAGACAAGUCUGGUGAAAUUUUGGCCGUUGAAACGCCAGCGGUUGACCUCAGCAAUCUCGAUGGAGCGGACUACGAACGUCGUAGCAUCAUCGACAGAGUUGCCACCGGGCCAAAGGACCAGUCGGAGACAAGCUAUUACUUCCCUCCAGAUCCUGACAUGCCUUCUUGGAGGCCGGUGUCAAUGCGAUGGUGGUGGAUCACAAUUCUCAUCAUCAUUGCAAUAGGUCUUGGAGCCCUUCAGGAAUUACUCUGCCAGAUAUCGAUAACGAAAGGCCAAGACGACGGACUUUUGAGAUUUAAAACCCCGCAGGAAAUCUCCCUGACAGACUACUUUACCUGGAAAUACGCACCAACAAUCAUCCUACUGUCCUACGGUAUCCUUUGGCAGAUAUCCGACUUUGAAGUCAAACGGCUUGAACCUUACUACCAACUCUCUCGUCCUAAAGGUGCCACUGCCGCAGCCAGCCUGAACAUCGAUUACUUGACUUUCUUGUCGUACCUCAUUCCCAUCAGGGCAGCACGCCAUCGACAAUGGGCAGUUUUGCUUUCCUCUUUGGCAACACUGACCUCCGGUAGUCUUAUCCCGGUCUUGCAGUCUGCGUCUGUGAAAAUGUAUCCAGACAAGGAUGAUAGAAAAGAAGAUGACUUCAAAUUCGUCCGCAUCGUGCCCAUCUGGUCAAGGCUCACGUCGGCGUCUUUAUUCGUUGUGGCUUUUUGUGGCAUGCUUCUCCUAUUCAAGCUUCGGAGAAAGAGUGGUUUACUUAGUGAUCCGAAGGGCAUCGCUGGUAUCGCGGCCAUGGCAACGCAAAGUCACAUUUUGCAAGACUUCCAAGGACUGGACAUAGCACCGACACCCGUCAUCCAUAAGCAACUCGCGCACCGCCGCUACAUUCUGCACAAGAGUUCCCUCUGGCAGGGAGAAUACAUUCGGAACACACGUACUGAAGAAGUAACCGAGAAGUUCGAGAACCCACAUCCGCUGAUGCUCACCCUCAAAGGUGGUAUUCCAUACAUCUGCGGCCUAAUCAUCGUCAUGGUCCUACUGCCACUUUUCCUGUUCCAACCGAAUGCAAACGUCGUCACCGAGAAGAUUCCUUUUCUCCUCACUGCCAUCGGCACCGUCAUCAAACUCCUUUGGGGCACUAUUGAUAUGGACGUUCGCAUCGUCGAGCCCUUCUACAUCCUUUCGCGCCGCAACGCGCCACCGCGCACCCUUACUCUCGACUAUACUGGCACCCCACCCGGCUACCUCCCUGUCAAAGCCUUCUUCAACCGUCACUACCUCGUCUCUGCCGUCGGUGUCGGCGCGGUCAUGACAGAGGUUUUGACUGUCUGCAUGUCCUCAUUCUCUGUCGACGGCAAGAAGUUCAUUUCCGGCGAUGGCCACGAUGAUGUGCUGUCCGAUGACGAUAACGACAGCCGCUACACCACGGAUGAAACCUUCAAAUCAUUCUGGGUAUCUUUCGCUCUGGCCCUCGGCAUUCUUGUCUACCUGUGCGUCAUUGCUGGCGUUGUGUACGCAAAGCGAAGGCACUACUUCUUGCCACGGCAGCCUGGUACCAUUGCAUCCGUGCUCGCGUACAUCCACCAAAGCAACAUGCUCGUGAACUUUGUGAACACGCAGAGGCUGGACAGCACCGCGAUGACCCGGUAUCUGGAGAAAAUGAAGGGGAAGACGUAUGGCCUUGGAUGGUUUAGAGGCAGAGAUGGUGAAGAUCAUUGCGGUAUCGACGAGGAACCGAUCGCCGCCGAGUACAAGCAUGGCGUGGAUUGGCGCAAAGGACGGGUGACGGGUGUAUCGACCUGGGACGUGUAUUGA